CGCCCUCUGCCGCACUUGUCCCACUGCGCGCCCCCUGGAGCGCCGCGCACCCCUGGGACCCUUGCGCGCCCCGGGUGCCCAGCAUAACCCGAGUUACCCCGCUCACCCUGGAAUCUCAGGACUGCCCCAGGAGCCCCGCGUACCCCUGGACCCUGACGCGGCUCCGGGACCCCCACGCGCUCUAGGACCCCUGCGCGCUCGCAGAAUUCACGGGCUCGGCCAACCCGGCUGCGCGCCCUGGUGAGGGGGCCCCGCCCCAGAGGAUCCCCCUCUUCCAACAGACGGAGCCCCGCCCCAGAGGGACCCCCAGGUCCGACAGGGACAUCCAGCCACGCCCCAGCGGGCUCCCAGCAUCUCGCGCCUGGAGCCCUGUGCUCCAGAAGAUCCUCGGUGCCCAGCUGGGGGCUCCCCGCCCUGCUGAGGGGGCGCUGCCCAAGAGGGUCCCCCGCGUCCCGCGGGCCCCAGCAGGAUGCACGCCGCCCUGGCGGGGCCGCUGCUAGCCGCCCUCCUUGCCACCGCCCGCGCCCGCCCGCAACCCCCCGACGGAGGACAGUGCCGGCCGCCCGGAUCGCAGAGAGACCUGAACUCCUUCCUGUGGACUAUUAGGCGCCAUCCUCCAGCCUACUUGUUUGGCACCAUCCAUGUUCCCUAUACCCGAGUCUGGGACUUCAUCCCUGAUAAUUCCAAGGCAGCCUUCCAGGCCAGCACUCGUGUCUACUUUGAGCUGGAUCUGACAGAUCCCUAUACCAUCUCAGCCCUGGCCAGUUGCCAGCUGCUGCCCCACGGGGAGAACCUGCAAGAUGUGCUGCCAAGGGAGCUCUACUGGCGCCUGAAGCGCCACCUGGACUAUGUGAAGCUGAUGAUGCCCUUGUGGAUGACACCAGCACAGCGAGGCAAGGGGUUGUAUGCUGACUACCUGUUCAAUGCCAUUGCUGGUAACUGGGAGCGCAAGAGGCCCGUGUGGGUGAUGCUGAUGGUGAACUCCCUCACGGAGACAGAUGUGCGCUCCCGAGGUGUGCCUGUGCUGGACCUCUACCUGGCCCAGCAGGCAGAGAAGAUGAAGAAGAGCACUGGGGCUGUGGAGCGGGUUGAGGAGCAGUGUCAUCCUCUCAAUGGGCUCAACUUCUCCCAGGUGCUGUUUGCCCUGAACCAGACUCUGCUGCAGCACGAAAGUGUGCGGGCUGGGAGCCUGCAGGCACCCUACACCACAGAGGACCUCAUCAAACACUACAACUGCGGGGACCUCAAUGCAGUCAUCUUCAACCAUGACACAUCCCAGCUACCCAACUUCAUCAACACCACCCUCCCACCUCAUGAGCAGGUGACAGCCCAGGAAAUCGACAGCUACUUCCGCCAGGAGCUCAUCUACAAGAGGAAUGAGCGCAUGGGAAAGAGGGUCAUGGCACUGCUGCAGGAAAACCAGGACAAGAUCUGCUUCUUCGCCUUCGGAGCAGGUCACUUUCUGGGGAACAACACUGUCAUCGAUGUUCUAAGACAGGCAGGGCUGGAGGUGGACCACACACCUGCUGGGCAAGCCAUCCACGGUCCUGCUGCUGGGAGCCCAGCUCCCCCUCCUGAGGGCACCUCUCCUGCCAGCCCAGCUCCAGCAACCCUAGCUGCUGCAGUCCCAGAAGCAACCUCAGCGACCCCCACCACUCCUCCUGAGGAGGAGGAUCCAGUCCUGUCCCCACACCUCCUGCUCCCCGACAGCCUCAGUCAGCUGGAGGAGUUUGGAAGGCAGAAGUGGCGCAAGAGACUAAACAAACACCAGCGGCCAAGGCAAUUCAAUGACCUCUGGGUCCGAAUCGAGGACAGCACUACAAUUUCGCCACCUCCGCUGCCCCUCCAGCCCACCCCCAGCUCCGAAACCACCAAGUCCUCUGUCAAGUCCUCACACCAACUCCAGCAGCAGGACCCCGUGGGGCCUGCCAGCAGCUCAGCACCUGCACUGGGCUUCCUCCCUGCCGUCAUUGUGGCCCUCUUCCUACUACACACCCUCGGGCCUUCCUGACCUCGACCACCCUUGCAGAGAAGCCAGAGAAACCACAGGUGUCUGUGGCUGUGUCUACCAUCUGACACCACCUCAGAAGGUGCAAACACCUCAAGGCAGUUCACACAGGACAGGGACCUUAGAAUACUAGAGCUUUAUUGUACUCAAGUUACAUCUUCUUUUUUGUAGAAGGUCUUAAUUUCCCAUAGUGCUAUGGGGCUCUUUUGUAAAAUAUGUGUCCAUAUUAAAAGAGAAAAUGUAUUUAUUCUAUUGAUAAAACUAUUUUUAUGUAGCCUAUGUUAUAGUCCCUGUAUUAGCCCUAACAACAACCCAGGGAAGGAGCCCGGGCUCCCAUGACCUCUGUGACCUGUGUGGACAGUGGCUUUGAAUUGGCCCCCAAGCCUCCUACUCAGGCUUGGCUUCUCCCACUGUAGGCACCUCUGAGGGCAGGCAGAAAGACUGCCCCAGCUUUUGUGAGGCUAGAUUUCAGAGCCAGAGGCAUGGUGGCCAACCAUCCUCCCUAACUCUGUUCAGGCCCCAGAAGGACAAUUUAAGGAGAAUGAAAGAAUGAAAGAAAGAAAGAAAGAAAGAAAGAAAGAAAGAAAGAAAGAAAGAAAGAAAGAAAGAAAGAAAGAGAAUGCUGCUAUUUUGAAGUCCUGCGUGUCUGUGGACUGGCCCUUCAGGGUUCCUGGUGAGUUUUUCUAUUAAAGAGGGAUACUGGUGCUGAGAGAGAUGAGCCCAGUCCUGGUCAGAUGGCUACACUGAGGUCCAAAAAGUGAACGGGAUUUACCCAAGGUCACAAAGCAAGUGGGUGAUCUGUGUUCCAGUGGCACUGGUGCAGCUUCCAUUCAAGAGGGGCUGGUAAAACCACGGCUGGGAAGUGAACUGGGCAGAGGACAGGCAUGGGCAGGAGUGGGCACAGAACAGUCUUAGGGGUGAUGGAGCACGGGAGCCUCCAGUUGUAGUAAUGACAGUGGUAAAGAGAGCCACCUGCCAGAAGCCUGCUGUGCGAUGUGACCUCCUAUUCAAUGAUAAGACUGAACCCCCAAAAGAGGAGAAAUUAUCUACCCAAGGUGUACCCCCCACACCUGGAUCAGGGUGAUACAAAAACUAUCCUUGUUCCAUGAACUGUGUUCUACUCCUGUUCUUUCUGACAGGGGAGGCAGAUUUCCCAAACUGGAACCCUCCCAGGCUUCCCAUGGAAGGCAAGGAGGCUAUUUCCCCAGCUCCCCCUGCUGGCUUCUGCAGCCAGGGGCCUCUAGCAGGAGGAUGUCUAGCCAGCAUGGACAGGCAAGGAGUUGAGACACAGAGCCCUUCUGUCCCCAGGGGCUGACUGAAGACACAGUGAGCCAAAGCUAGACUUGUGGCUCAUUAUUUAAGGAGUCCUAGCUCCUGAGAGCAGAAAAGAACCCUCACCUGUCAACAAGAGUAAGAAUAACCGCUAGGGUCCAGAAAAAGGAAAGGCCUCUCCAAAGUGGCACAGCUGGGACAGGCAUGUCGACUCCAGUCCCGUUCUCUCACCUCACUGCACAUGGGUUUCCCUGGCAGGCUUGAUGGCGCCUGGUUGGCUACAGCACCGCCAUGCUUAGGUUGGCAGACAUCUCCCUUCUGAGAUGGCAGGAUUCUGGGCAACUCAUUGCAUAGUCAGGGGUCCCACAGGCAUCCUGGCAGGCAGCAGAAUUCUUUCCAGCUCUGCCCCAGUGGACAGGUUUAAGCCUGAGACCUGGCAAGAUUCUGGAACUCUGCUUCACAGGGUCCCGCCAGUCCCAUGGGCACCAUACUGUAAACUGAACUUGACCUCAACCAGGGCUGGAGUCAGUUUAUCCUUGGCAAAAAAUGUGACUUCCUAUUGCUGAGCGGGAAGGGGCUUAGCUGACUUUUAAAGCAGGCUCAGAAGUUAGACAUCAAACGGAUCGUGCAGAGCGCUAUUGGGAUGAGAUAAGUGUAAAGGAAUUGGAAACACACAGGCCAGAUUCCCCCGUUUGGGGCAGGGUAUGGCAUGAGAUGUAUGGAGAUCAAGCUUGAGGUUAAUUAAAGAUGAAGCAUUUGGGGAAACAGUCCAAGCACCUGACCGUGUGCCCAGACCUGUGCCAGGCGUGGGGCCAAGAUGGUGAAUUAAUACAGCAUGUAAUCACUGUGCAAGCACAGUGCCAGGGUUACACAUGGGCUGAAUUCUACCCACCCUUCUGAGCCCAGAAGAGUUUACUAUCAACAUGGGACAUGUGGGGCUAUCCUGGGCUACUAUUUUCCCAGCCCCAACAUCAGGCCACUUGUCUUUCCAGACCCCUUCUUAAGGAAAAUUGGAAGGGAAGGAAGUGUUCCAAACUCUCUUCCUCCAUCACAUUUUAAGGUUCUUAAAGAUGAUGUGCCCUGCUUAGUAGCACAUGUCUGUAACGGCUGUACUUGGGAGUCUGAUGCAAGAGCAUCCAUAAGCAUCAUAAGAGGACCAGACUGGGGGUCAUAGUGAGUUCUCAAACAGCUUGAACUACAUAACCAGACCCUAUAUGAAAAAUGAAGGGAGGGAGGGGGAAGGAGGGAAGGAAGGAAGGAAGGAAGGAAGGAAGGAAGGAAGGAAGGAAGGAAAGGCAGGCUAGGCCAACAGAUCAACAAAAUUCAAGGUUGGUGUGGGCUUAGAAAGAAAGAGCUAUUGUUGGUCAGACACCUAGGGCCAAAGUUUCCUGGCCCCUGGAGAACUCCACCAAGCCAGGGUUUAAACAAGUAGCAAACUGAACUUGUUGGCCUACCUCCUAGGAGACCUUGCACAAAAAAACAGAUUAUAUGGCUAGGCCACUUAAACUUCCCUUCCUGCUCUGGAAACAGAUCAGUAGUCCAUCAGCAGUUUCUCAGACUUCGUGUUCUUGCUAUAUAGACUCAUAAAACACAGAGCCCAGUUCCCUUGAGAUUCCCAUGAGUAUUUUUAGGACUUUUGUUUUGACUUUGAAGCAAACAGAAAGUUGAAAGGCCUGAGGCCCAGCAGAUUAAGUGACCAGCACUCUGUGGGGGGUGAAAGAAUCAAGCGGUGCAGGUGCCAGUCUCGGGGUCAAAGACACGGAGUCUGCAAUGUGUGGACUGAGGGUGACUCAAAGCACUCACCUUAUACUGAAAGACCCAAGCAUAACCUCCUCACAUGGAGUGUGGUCGCCUGCUAUGUCCUGGCCAAGUCCUGACUUAGGCAAGCCUGGAAGCUCAGGUACUUGUCCCACCACUUAGCCCAGUGCCCCUAUCACAAUAGAUCCCAGAGAAGAGAACUGCUAGUUGUAGCUUUGAUGACAACCUAAAGUGGAAAAAAAAAAAAAAACCAGACC
Arvicanthis niloticus (Nile rat) is the source of this 5295-nucleotide messenger RNA. RefSeq names its product TraB domain containing 2B (gene Trabd2b). Gene Ontology annotation, cellular component: organelle membrane; plasma membrane. Gene Ontology annotation, molecular function: Wnt-protein binding; metalloendopeptidase activity. NCBI's taxonomy places the organism in Eukaryota, Metazoa, Chordata, Mammalia, Rodentia, Muridae. Gene Ontology annotation, biological process: negative regulation of Wnt signaling pathway. The record is from RefSeq and is a predicted model, not a curated record.